Molecule: messenger RNA, 1123 nt
Organism: Mollisia scopiformis
Lineage: Eukaryota; Fungi; Ascomycota; Leotiomycetes; Helotiales; Mollisiaceae
Exons: 4
Coding region: 173-1123 (316 amino acids)
Biological process (GO): mRNA 3'-end processing
Cellular component (GO): mRNA cleavage and polyadenylation specificity factor complex
Molecular function (GO): mRNA binding
Source: RefSeq, a predicted model, not a curated record
GAGAUUAGAAUAGCCAGAAACACUUUUCCAAAGACUUCUGUGCCAUUUCUUCCAGCGUGAAGGUGACAAGUGAUCAAACCUUCACAUUCCUGAAGACCUUGCAGUUGCAAGAUCAUUGUGAUCUCCUCCAGAACCUUCUUGCAGAACUAGCCAUCAUAUUAUCAUCGUCAGAAUGUCCAAACCACCGUCGAAGUCUGUCUUCGUCGGCAAUAUCCCAUACGGCCUUACAGAAGAACAGAUUAUUCGCAUAUUCAGCAGUGCAGGAAAAGUUCUCAACUUCCGGCUUGUGUACGAUCGCGAGACAGGCAAGCCGAAGGGGUUUGGAUUUGUCGAGUUCCCAGAUUCAGACUCUGCUGCAUCUGCAGUACGAAACCUCAACGACUACGAAAUCAUGAAUCGAAAAUUGCGCGUCGAUUUCUCAAACGAUGGAGGGGAGGAAGAAACACAACCUGCACCUACAAGCUACAGACCUCCACCUCCCUCGAAUGGGGUUUCCAGCUCACUGCCGCCGAUCAAUCCGAACUCCUCCAUCCCUCCUCUGCCUGCUGGAGCCGAUCUACCUGCAGGUUUGACCUGUCCAGAUGCCAUUUCCCGAACUCUCAACACUCUGCCAGCUGAACAACUACUCGAUGUCCUCUCGCAAAUGAAGACUUUGGCCACCACAGACGCUGCGAAGGCGACGGAACUUCUACACCAAGCACCCCAACUCUCGUACGCCAUAUUCCAAGCAUUGCUCCUCAUGGGACUUGUCUCUACCGAAGCCCUUAGCUCAGUUGUCGAACAGGCUUCUGCACCGCCUCCUCUGCUGACUCCACAACAACAACAAGCCUACCAAGCCCCAACCCCAAGCAACUACCCACCAGGCUACCCCCCUCCACCUCCUCAUAUGAGCGGUCAGAUGGGCAUACAAAUGGGCACACCACCAGUGCAAAACCAAGGAUUAUACCCCCCACCACCGCAACAACGUGCUCCUCCCCCUCAGCAGCAAGCCCCACAGCAAAAUCUGGCAGAUACGGACGCAUUGAUGCAACAGGUUCUUGCUAUGCCACAAGAGGUCAUUGACAGCUUGCCACCCGCGGACAGGGCGCAGCUUCUUGCGUUGAGAGCAAGCUUUGGAAGAUAA